Sinocyclocheilus grahami is the source of this 1629-nucleotide messenger RNA. Its product is annotated as serine/arginine-rich splicing factor 6-like. Gene Ontology annotation, molecular function: mRNA binding. The transcript has 5 exons. NCBI's taxonomy places the organism in Eukaryota, Metazoa, Chordata, Actinopteri, Cypriniformes, Cyprinidae. Gene Ontology annotation, cellular component: nucleus; cytoplasm. The coding region runs from base 65 to 1093 and encodes 342 amino acids. The record is from RefSeq and is a predicted model, not a curated record.
CCAGAACCCGUUCUCUAUUGUACAGCGCCUGCGCCGUCGUAGAGGACGGAUCUGCGUGUCAUUUAUGCAAUGCUGGAGAUCUUUGGUAAAUACAUUUGUGCUUACUCUCAGGUACGGGUUCGUGGAGUUUGAGGACACCCGUGACGCAGACGACGCCGUGUACGAGCUGAACGGUAAAGAUCUGUGCGGGGAGCGUGUGAUCGUAGAGCACGCGAGAGGACCGCGGCGGGACCGGGAUGGAUAUGGUGGGGGUUAUGGGGGCGGCGGCGGCGGGCGCAGCAGUAGUGGUUAUAGCAGCAGGAGCCAUAGCAGAAGAGACAAAUAUGGACCUCCGGUUCGCACGGAGUACCGACUGAUAGUGGAGAACCUGUCCAGUCGCUGCAGCUGGCAGGAUCUCAAGGACUUCAUGCGUCAAGCUGGAGAGGUGACCUAUGCUGACGCCCACAAAGAACGGACCAAUGAGGGUGUCGUCGAGUUUCGCUCCUACUCUGAUAUGAAGAGAGCUUUGGACAAGUUGGAUGGCACCGAUAUCAACGGAAGAAAAAUACGUCUCGUGGAGGACAAGCCGAGACGACGUCGCUCCUACUCUGGGAGCAGGUCAAGGUCUCGCAGCAGACGGCGUUCUCGCAGCAGGAGCCGCAGGAGUUCACAAAGCCGGUCCAGGUCCAGAUCUCGGUCAAGGUCCCGCAGCAAGCACCGCUCUCGUUCCAGGUCUAGGAGAAAGUCUCACUCGAAGUCCCCGACAAAGUCCCGCUCCAGGAAGUCAAAGUCUCGUUCCCGCUCACGUACGCAGAAGUCACGCAGUCGCUCCACCAGCCACAAAUCCCGCUCUCGCUCCAAGAGCCGCUCCAAAACCAAGUCGGAGAGGGAUUCCAGGAGCCGCUCUAAGGAGAAGUCGGUCAGUAAGAAGUCCCGAAGCCGCUCUGCUUCUCUAAGGGAGAAUGGAAAUGGAGAGCGAGCCACGUCCACUUCCCGUUCACCGUCCCCUGAAGAGAACCGCCAUCAGUCGGAGUCGCCCGGCAAGCGGUCUGCAUCUCACUCUCCUUCACGUUCAAAGUCUCGUUCUCGCUCUCGGUCUGCCUCUCAAGACUAGUAUCUCGCCGAUUGCUUUGCACAGCAGGAAUGCGUCAUGCACAGAUCAGCGUUAAUCGAUCAUUCACAGCCUAUGAACAUUCACCAAAUGCUUGACGAGGCUGCAGCCCAGUGUAAUAUUGAUUACUGUGCUGUUUUCAACAUUGCAUGAAAACAAUUGCAUACCAGAGGUCGAGGUCCCCCCCCCCCCACACACACACAUCAGACGUGUCAAAUUAGAAUUAGUUUUCCUUUUUGUCAUUAGUUAUAAUGUUUUGUGCUUGUGUAAGCGUCGCUCAGGCCAUUGGUUGUAGUUGAUUGCUUUGGUAUGGGGCGUCUUUAAAAGGCUCUGUGUUUUUGCUUUUAGUGUGAGGUUCAAGGAGGCUGUAGCAAGUUAUAACCUAAAUUCGAUAGAAUGCCUACCUAUUUUUGCAGCUGGCUUUUUGUAGUAAACAAGAUGUGGUAGUUACAUCUAUCUAUUGGCUUCAUCUCUCUGUCGUCUCCACCAGUAAGCUGGUGUGUGGUGGGCGUUCUGGCGCACUAUGGCUGCCGUCGCAU